Messenger RNA from Pundamilia nyererei, 2481 nucleotides. RefSeq lists its product as uncharacterized. The record is from RefSeq and is a predicted model, not a curated record. Bases 624 to 1337 code for a protein of 237 amino acids. Lineage: Eukaryota; Metazoa; Chordata; Actinopteri; Cichliformes; Cichlidae. The transcript is spliced from 14 exons.
AGCGUUCACGCAGCGCUGCAGCUUUUAACACCCGGAGAUGCGCCGAGGUGUCGCAGUCGCACCUCCUGAUUGGUUGGAGGUGUUUGCGUGAAAGACUUUGUUCUGCUCUCUCUGAGCUGCAGGCCUCCGGUUUCCACUUUCCACCAGCAGCUGAGGAGCGCGGAGAGAGAGGGCAGUUAGUCCGGCCCACGCACGCCGCUCACCGCAGCAGCGCUGACUCACCAGACUCUGCACAACUUUCAUACUUCUGAUCUCUGUUGGGAGCUCAGCCGCUCCCCAUCGCUCCUCUUUGCCUGACGCUAAAGUCUCCCCUCGCAAAGACCCGAGGUCCGUCUUCUUCUCAGAGGAGGACACCUGCAGAUCGGCCCUCAGGAGGUGAUUGGGUACGGCGAUGACGGAGGAGUGACGGAGGCGCUCAGACACCGGAUCAGCUCAUCAGAGAGGACAGACGGGCGUGAAAGAGACGGAGAAAAGUCCUCAGACAUGACGGAUGUUUGCUUACAGUAGUCGCCUCAUGAGGAGCAGAGAGCAGCUGCAGGCCCCAAAACGUCUCCGAUCCUCUGCCCAGCAUUCCACCGCCGCUCCCUCUGCCGCCGCCGCGUGUUCUCGGGUGUAGAUAAACCAUGGACUUCUCCUGGUUCCUCCUCCUCGUGUCGGCCGCCGUCUUCGUCUCCAUCGUCCUCCUGGCCGUCAUCUGUUUGGACUGCAGGAACAAAGGUCCACUGCGGUCCAUCCAACAAACAGCUUCAGAAGACUACACAUCACCUGAAUUCAGAGUCAUCCAUGCAGCUCCUCUCUCCAUGCCGACUUCCAGAAGCCUUGCGAGCGGCAGCAUCAGCGUUGCCCAGCCGACCCUACCCCCGAACCCCGUCAUCAUUACAACCCCUCCACCUGACCCCCACCUGCGGCUUCCUUUUUCAUCCAAACCUGAGCACAGACCUUACACCCCAACAGAAACUGAGAGCAACCCGAGUUAUGAGAAUCCAGAACCUGAGAAGGACGUUGACGAUCAUGAUAAUUACAUAGAGGUGUUACCCGACAAUCCGGAGGAGAGCAAACGAGUCCCCGCGGACAUCGAGAGCCGAGCCUCGACGCCCAGUUCAGAUCAUAAUUACGUGAACCUCGAUGAAGAAGACGACGACGACGAACCCUAUGAGAACGUGGCACCAAAAGGUAUACUGCACUGCGCACCCGACGCUAUGCUCCAACUGUCCGGUACCUUCCCCCGUCGUGCGACUUAUCAAAGGUCCACUCCAGGUUCAUCCGCUCAGAGCAGCGAAGACGAGUACGAAGAGUCCAACUACGUCAACCAACCUAUGGGACUAGUCAACCACUGACGACCACAUCGAGCGUUCACCUUCCUCCAUAACGACGCCCGACCAGUUUUUUUUGUUUUGUGUUUUUUUUAAGCUGAACGACUGAGAUAAGAAACUGAGAUGAAGACCUGAAACACCUUCCUCCCCACUUCCUGCAGGCUCAGCAGUGUCAGUGUGAUCAGACUGACAUUUGAAACUUCCACUUUGGCCAUCAGAUACCUGGAAACCAGGUAAAUGCCAGCCGUGCUCUGGAGGAAUCCAUCCUGUUCCAGCGGCGUCCUCGGUCCAAACAGGAAGUCAAGUUUUGCUUCUUUGGUUUUGUGUAAAUAUCUGCUGGAGUGUUUUUGGACCUUUACGCUGCAGUUACACUCGGGAACCUGGAGCGGCGCGACUCGACCGGAAAUGACAUGUAAUCUGUUUACGGUGAGGAUUUGUGUUUGUGUGGCGUAUCCGGCCCAAACGUCACUGCUCUGAAACAAAAACUGCAAAAUUACACACUCGGCAAUAAAAGCAGAAUACAACCGGCCGAGCGUCCCUGCGGCAGACGAGCCCGAUCAUCGCGCCAGCCCGUCACAGCGACCGCAGACGGCCUCACGCCAGCCGAUCUCUGCCGUCACCUUAUUUAAAUAAAUGAAAGUAAUAACCGGCAGUCAGAUUUCGUUUCCUCCUUAGUGGGUAGACUGCCGUCCCAUUUUCAAACCUGCUCCCCCUACAGGCUGGAACCGGAACAGGAAGUCGCUGUGCAGGUUUCCCCGAGCGUCACCAUAGAGACACCAUAGAGUAUUUAUAAGUCACGAAGGUGGGAACACUAAAUUAGGAUCCUGUUAUUCGCUUUUGUAGCAGCGACAAAUCCAGCAGUGCGAGGAGGCGUCAGAUCAGUUUCUCUCCAGUGACUCUGACUCACAGGUUUCUCUCUUUAAAUAUUUGACUUGAAUACGUUAGGUUUUAUUUCAUUGGUUAACUCUUCCUUUCACACGCCUCGCGUCAUGAGGGGCGACAUGUUUGAGCUUUACUUUGAUGACACCUCCUGAGAACGUUCUCAUCCAUCCAGUGUUUUUCAUGUAUUUAUGUGCAGUUGCUGUUUGCUGUCGUCUCUGGGCCUGUAAAAACCUGAGUGUGAGAACAAAUGUUUUUUAAAGAACUACAAAUUAAAUGUUUUAAAGAA